AUGGUGAUACAGCAAUCUGGAAAUGCCUACAAUUCUUCCUUUCCGCUUGUCCUUGGGUCAGCCAUGUGUGAGCUUGGCAAUGGCACCCACAUUUCCUUGUGGUUUGACAAAUGGGUUGGGAGCAAAAGGCUCAUGAUCUCCUUCCCAACACUAUUCUCUUUCGCUAAAGCUAAAUUUUGCACGAUGGCAUCUCAGUUCCAAGGAGGGCACUGGGAAAUCCAACCACAUCCAAACCUUUCUGCUUCGGCCUCAAGGGAGCUUGAGGCACUGAUGGAGUUGCUCAACGGCAUUGAGCCACAUGACACUGAAGUUGGCCUUUGGGCAUUGGCCAAAUCUUCCCAGGGACUCCAUGAUCUCUUCCUCUCUGCCGCGGCUUGCAACUUGUUUGGUCAGCUACGACACAUCUUUGCGGCGCCAUGCUCGCGUGGUUUCUUUAUGGACGGCCCGGAACGCGCUAGGGUGUUUGAGACCGCGGCUCGAAUGCUAUCUGAAUUGGCUGAUCUUGUCAAGCUUUGGAGCUCGCGAGAGGAAGACAGGCAUGCCAUGAUGUCUUGGGUUGAUUCUCUGAGAUAG
Messenger RNA from Triticum turgidum subsp. durum (durum wheat), 573 nucleotides. The record is from the annotation of a GenBank genome assembly. NCBI's taxonomy places the organism in Eukaryota, Viridiplantae, Streptophyta, Magnoliopsida, Poales, Poaceae.